This is a messenger RNA of Strongylocentrotus purpuratus (purple sea urchin), 975 nucleotides long. Its product is annotated as protein FAM189A1-like. The transcript has 2 exons. Bases 270 to 731 code for a protein of 153 amino acids. NCBI's taxonomy places the organism in Eukaryota, Metazoa, Echinodermata, Echinoidea, Camarodonta, Strongylocentrotidae. The record is from RefSeq and is a predicted model, not a curated record.
UCUUUCUUCUUUUUUUUUAUCCUCUUUCAUUACAGAUAAGUUUCUUCACCUUCCUAUCAGCAUUAUGUGUCGUCCUUCACCUCGUAGCAACCGCCCUAUCAGGUCUGAGCUGUGCCGAGCUUCAGGUCUUGACAGGAUGCACCAAGCACCCUGGCACUUUGGUCUGUUACUGCUGUACCUCCUCGCUUCCAUGCACCCCCACCGAAAAUGCAAUCUCGGUGGAGGGCGUCAAAGAUUGUUCCACUAUCUCGUCCACGAUACGACUGGUGAUGUUCAUCAUCUGUGUCGCAAACAUUGUAGCGUGUCUGAUCUGUAUAGCAGCCACCAUCGUCGGCUGCGCUUAUAUUGUCAAGAGACAUGCUAAUAGAAGGAUGGUAUUACGAAGGCCUCAUCACACGGGCAGUAUAGCAAGAGACUCUUAUAUUAGUGACAUAGGGGGUGUAAUAGACUCCGUCUUUACCCCUCCCCUAGUCCCACCGCCCCCAUACUCUCCGCCCGAAUACACGGAGAUCUCCAACGAUCCCAUCAUCAUAGAGGGACCGGACUUCUUAGACGACCUCUCAACGCCUACACCCGUCCUGCCCAUAGCGCCUCACGAGAUGCCCCCUCCGUAUUCAACACUCGACCUCCUCCCCGGGACUACAAUAGAAUGCUCCGUCGCUCAGGAAUUUCAGAUGGCUAACGAAGAGGUAGGCAAUCACUUUCGCUUUCUUCCUCUCAAUUUCCUUUAAAAAAUAGUUGUGGCUUCUUUCAAAAGGCUUUAUCAAUGGUACUUUAAAUACCGGUACCAUUUUAAAUUUUAUGCCAAAAAAAAAAUCUAAAAUCAAAGAAAAGUGAUAGAUAGUAAGAAAAGAAGGAUUGAGUGAAUAUAACACCAAAAAUCGAAUAUGAAGAUUGUAAGAUGCGCAUUGAAAUUUUUCUUUUAAAUUACAUUUACAAUGAUUCAACGAAACACCUGUCUACAAAGAUGAAUUU